Messenger RNA from Menidia menidia (Atlantic silverside), 1611 nucleotides. NCBI's taxonomy places the organism in Eukaryota, Metazoa, Chordata, Actinopteri, Atheriniformes, Atherinopsidae. The record is from the annotation of a GenBank genome assembly.
AUGUAUCAGGAGGUGGCCUUUCUGGCAGGGAGCACAGACCACCAGUUCACCAGCUUCCAUUUCAACCGCGUGGAGAACCCACAAGAGGUCACCUCCAAGAAGGGCUUGUUCUACAAAAGAGCCCAGCUUCUGCUGCAGCCUCAGCCGCCAGCCGGAGACCAGAUCGGCCUGGCUGACAGGGCGGCCAUUAUCAAUGUGGGGGGCAUAAAGUACCACAUCCCCUGGUCUACGCUGGAUGAGUUCCCCAUGACGCGCCUGGGUAGGCUGCGCGGCUGCAGCAGCGAGGCGGAGAUCAUGGACGUGUGCGACGACUACGACGGCAGCCGCAACGAGUAUUUCUUUGACCGAAGCCCGUCCGCCUUCCGCAUCAUUGUGACGUUCCUGGCCGCUGGGAAGCUCAGGCUUCUGAGGGAGAUGUGCGCCUUGUCCUUCCAGGAGGAACUGCUGUACUGGGGGGUGGAGGAGGACAACCUGGAGUGGUGCUGCCUCAGGAAGCUGCGCCUCCGGCAGGAGGAGUACAAAGAGCAGCAGAGGCUGGAGGAGGAGGAGGCCGAGCUCACCUCGCCCCAGAGCUGCGAAGAGAGCCAGCAGCCCCCGGGGGGGCCGGAGGAGACCUUCACAGGGGGCUGCAUGCGGAGGCUGAGGGACAUGGUGGAGAACCCCCACUCCGGCCUGCCGGGGAAAAUCUUCGCCUGUCUGUCGGUGUUGUUUGUAGCCAUCACUGCUGUGACACUGUGUAUCAGCACAAUGCCCGACCUCAGAGAGGAAGAGGAGAGGGGGGAGUGCUCCCAGAGGUGCUUCAACAUCUUCGUCCUGGAGACGGUGUGCGUGGGCUGGUUCUCGCUGGAGUUCCUGCUGCGCUUCAUCCAGACUCAGAGCAAGUGCGCCUUCCUGCGCACGCCUCUCAACGUCAUCGACGUGGUGGCCAUCCUCCCCUACUACAUCACCCUCAUCGUGGACGCCCUGUCGGUGGGGGAGAAGCCCUCGGGGUCGGGGAACAACUACCUGGAGAAGGUGGGGCUGGUGCUGAGGGUCCUGCGGGCCCUGCGGAUCUUCUACGUGAUGAGGCUGGCCCGCCACUCGCUGGGCCUGCAGACGCUGGGCCUGACGGUGCGGCGGUGCACGCGGGAGUUCGGCCUGCUGCUGCUCUUCCUGUGCGUGGCCAUGGCGCUCUUCUCGCCCCUGGUCUUCCUGGCCGAGAGCGAGAUGGGCGCCAAGCAGGAGUUCACCAGCAUCCCCGGCAGCUACUGGUGGGCGGUCAUCUCCAUGACCACGGUGGGCUACGGGGACAUGGUCCCGCGGAGCAUCCCGGGCCAGGUGGUGGCGCUCAGCAGCAUCCUGAGCGGGAUCCUGCUCAUGGCCUUCCCCGUCACCUCCAUCUUCCACACCUUCUCGCGCUCCUACGUGGAGCUGAAGGAGGAGCAGAGCCGGGCCUCGCGGCAGAAGCCCGACUCCCAGGACAGCACCAAGUCCCAGAACAGCGAGGACUCCCAGGAGACCGACAGCUUCCGCGGGCUCACCGAAGCCGCCGCCGCCGCCGCCGCCGCGCAGCGCCGCAAGUCCAUGGCCGCCCAGCGGGCCGCCGAGGUCAGGGCCGCCACGCAGACGUAG